GUGACGAAAUACAUGUGCGCCGAAGCUCGUGCGUGUUUGUUUUGGGUGACAGAGGUGCUGAUGGCACAGAAGGUGUACUGGCCAUCAGGUGUGCCACAGUAUACGCUGGAAAGCUCUGACAUGGAGUCAGACCCAAACCUGGAUCCGGAGCAGGAUUUGGACCCCAGCAGAGACGACCUGCCACUGAAGGCCAACACCAACCACAUGCUGGUGAAGCACUACGUGCUGGACCUGACCGUUCACUUCGAUCGCGAGGUCAUCAGCGGGAGCAUCGUCCUCUUCCUGCGGGCGGGGGAAGGGGUGGGACAUGAGUGUGGGGCGCGGUCUGGACCAAACCCCUCCCCCUCUUCUUCCACAGACCACACCCCCGGGACCGAGCAUUCUACCUCGCACUCGACCGACGGCACCAAAGUCGGGAUGGGUGGGGGCUGUUGCCACGGUGACUCGCAGACAUCCACGGCCUCCUCAGAAGGGGUCAUCGCCGGGCAGAAGGAGGCGUCCUGGGAAGACGAUGGCGAUUUCAUCCUGGUGUUGGACUGCUGUGACCUCACUGUGCAGAAGGUGGAGGAGGUGGACGUGGCCUCUGUUCCAGGUCUGGGGGCGCUGUUCUCGGACGGGGUCGGAGGGCACUCGGGCGGGGAGCUAUCCGCCGCCCUGGUGCGUGAGUUGACCUCCAUGCCCUCCACUCACUGGAGGCGUCAGCAGGACCUUUACUCCCGGUGCGCCCGCGCAUCUACCCCACCAGGAGGGGGCGCUCUCCAGUUCCACACUGAACGCUGGAGCCUCCAGAUUCGGAAGAGGGGCGUUCAGAUGCCCCAUGGCUUUCCCCUUGCCGUCAGGAUCUGGUAUCAGACCAAACCCGAGGGAGCUUCAGUGAGGUGGACCAAGGACCAGAGCGGCAGGCUGUGUGUCUACACCCAGGGCUCUCCCAUCAACAACCGAGCCCUCUUCCCCUGCCAGGAGCCACCGGUUGCCAUGUCAACCUGGCAGGCCCGAGUGCGUGCCCCCAGCGAAUGCGUGGUCCUUAUGAGCGGGGAGAACGAGGCCCAUCCCAUCCCAGAGGAGACAGGGCUUUCCUGCUGGGAUUACUACGUCACAAUGCCCAUGCCAGCCUCCACAUUCACCAUAGCAGUAGGGCAGUGGGUGGAGGCCAAGGUAAGACCCACUUCUGCAGCCACGACCGAUCUCAGGACAACGAUGAAUGUUACGGCUGCAAAUCUUUCUCAGAGUAGCAGCUUGGAGCAGAAAUUCAGCCGUCUGGACGGUGAGCCAGGUCCACUUGGUGUGAUCCAGAAACGCUGUUCUGGAGUAGAUUGCUCAGGCCUGACCGGUGAGGAACAGACCCUGCAGGCUGACGUUGAUUGCUCAGGUCUGACUGAAGCAGAGCCCUGUAGCCACGUGGGUUACCCGUGCCGGUUCCCUGACACUGCGGCCCAGCUCCAGGCAGUGAUCCCCCACCGGGUCUUCGCCCCGCCCGAUCUCCUGCAGCGGGCGGGGUCCACGCUCCUCCCCCUCCUGCCCCCCUGCCUGACCGCCGCCCAUUCCCACCUCGGGGUUCACCCCUUCCCCCGCCUGGACGUGCUCAUUGUCCCCCCCGGAUUCUCCAGCCUCGGGAUGGCCAGCCCACACACAGUGUUCCUCUCUCAGAGUGUGUUGUCAGGAGACAGUGAGCUCUGUGGCGCCAGGCUGUGCCAUGAAAUUGCCCACGCUUGGUUCGGCCUGGCCAUCGGAGCGCGUGAUUGGACGGAGGAGUGGAUCAGCGAAGGCUUUGCCACCUACCUGGAGGAUGUGCUCUGGGCCCGGGUAAAACAGAAAGCAGGGGAUGAGGGAUGGAAGUUGAAAGCUCUGUUGCGCUGGCGGAGGCUGAGGGAUGAGCUGCACACCACAGAAGAAGAGCUGCAGAUCCUCAGGCCUAACAAGGAGAGCACAGGUGAGGUCAGCGAAUCAGGGGCCUCCGUGGUCAAACAUGCUCUGAACCCUGAGAAGCCCUUCAUGCAGGUGCACUAUCUGAAGGGCUAUUUUCUGCUCAAGUUUCUGGCCAGUAAAAUCGGAGAAGAAGAGUUUCUCAGAUUCAUCCGCCUCUUUGUGAAUAAAUACCAUGGACAGCUUAUUCUAUCUCAGGAUUUCCUGCGAAUGCUUUUUGAAAAAUUUCCGCACGUACAGAGUCAAGGGCUUACCCUUGAAGUUGUUUACACAGACUGGCUUGACAGACCGGGAAUUCCAGAGACGCUUCUUGGAGUGAGCGAGGGAUGGUUCCGGUGCUCGCUGGUGGAAGAAGUUAAAGAGGAGGUGGCCAAAUGGAUUGAUUUUGGGGGUUGUGGUGGAAGGGGCGCUAAGCGCAGGAGAGUGGGGCCCAAGGUGAACUCCAGAGAGUUGGCCCCAGACCAGCUGGUGCUGCUAUUGGAGCUUCUCCUGGAGGAGGCGGAGCUGAGCGUGACAUCACUGAGAACGCUAGAGCGGACCUAUGGCCUCCGUGGACGAGACGCUGAGGUGAGACAUCGCUGGUGUGAGCUGGUGGUGAAACACAAGUAUACCGCUGCCUAUGGAGAUGUGGAGAACUUCCUGCUGGAGGACCAGGCAAUGGGCGUGUACCUGUACGGAGAGCUGAUGGUUAACGAGGACGCUCGACAGCAGGCCCUUGCCCACCGCUGCUUCUCCCGCGCGUGCCAGGACAUGGACCCGUCCGCCCGCAAGGUCGUGGAAGAGAUGAUCCUCUGAGCAUGCUCAGAUCAGGGGCAGCUGUGUCCAUCAAAGGGGAUCCGGCCCCCCGCCCUCGACGAAAACCAGAGGGGCGGACACUCCAGACCGACUGUCAAACCCGUCUGGCGGUAUCCCGGGACUCUUCCGAACCCGGAGCUGAGGGGCCAGAGGAACCGGCGUGUCGCUGAAUUUACCGGGCCCCUCUCUGCACUGUGGCACGGCAUGCAAGAGCCACCCCACCAUGCACUGGCUGCCGUGUACUGGAAUAAUGUUUCGGUGCAAAACACAAGAUCCUUGUUCUUUUUUUAAAUUUUUAUUCUGUCCAAGAAAUGUUUCUGAAAGUGUAAAUGCCAGGGAAUUUUAAACGCGAAACAUGCUCGUCUUUAAAAUCCAUGGUUCUGGUAACCGAUUCUCAACAGGGGGUUUAGAUGUAGACGAGGCGCUGUGGAGUUUAUACGAGCCGCUUAAUGUCCUCUCUCGAGGAAUUGGAGCCAUUACGUCAACAGAAACAUUCCUGCACCAGAUGGAUUUUACUGCUUCAUGUGUAUCUUGUCAAUAAAGAGCCGUGAAAUUAUUUUCUAAUACU
Molecule: messenger RNA, 3286 nt
Organism: Conger conger (European conger)
Lineage: Eukaryota; Metazoa; Chordata; Actinopteri; Anguilliformes; Congridae
Gene: aopep
Product: aminopeptidase O (putative)
Exons: 17
Coding region: 13-2718 (901 amino acids)
Cellular component (GO): nucleolus
Molecular function (GO): metalloaminopeptidase activity; zinc ion binding
Source: RefSeq, a predicted model, not a curated record